Messenger RNA from Arvicola amphibius (Eurasian water vole), 3394 nucleotides. Its product is annotated as UDP-glucuronosyltransferase 2B17-like. The transcript has 6 exons. The record is from RefSeq and is a predicted model, not a curated record. Gene Ontology annotation, molecular function: UDP-glycosyltransferase activity. Lineage: Eukaryota; Metazoa; Chordata; Mammalia; Rodentia; Cricetidae. Bases 48 to 1640 code for a protein of 530 amino acids.
GAUGACACAGGAGACACACUGUGAACAGAAAUCUUUGAUGUCCCAGGAUGACUGUGAAGUGGAUGUCUGUUCUGCUGCUCCUGCAGAUGAGUUGCUAUUUCAGAUCUGGGAGCUGUGGAAAGGUGUUGGUAUGGCCAAUGGAAUAUAGUCACUGGAUGAAUCUAAAGAUAAUACUGGAUGAACUUGUACAGAGGGGUCAUGAAGUGACAGUUCUGAGACCUUCAGCUUCUAUCUUCCUUGAUCCCCAAAAGUCACCUGGUCUGAAGUUUGAGAGUUUUUCUACGUCUGUCACUAAAGAUGAUCUGGACAAGGCUUUCACAAGGCUUGUGGAUGUAUGGACUUAUGAGAUACCAAGAGAUUUGUGUUUAUCCUUCUCUCCUUUGCUACAAAAUGUGGUUAAUGAAUUAUCUGAUAGCUAUCUAAGUCUUUGCAAAGACACAGUUUCAAACAAACAACUUAUGUCAAAACUACAGAGAUACAAGUUUGAUGUCCUUUUAUCAGAUGCCAUUGCUCCCUGUGGGGAGUUGAUAGCUGAACUUCUCCAGAUCCCUUUUCUGUACAGUCUUCGCUUCUCUCCGGGCUACACAAUGGAAAAGUACAGUGGAAGAUUUCUAGUCCCUCCCUCUUAUGUACCUGUAAUUUUGUCGGGACUAGGUGGUCAAAUGACUUUCAUGGAGAGGGUAAAAAAUAUGAUGUGUAUGCUUUAUUUUGACUUUUGGUUUGAGAUGUUUAACGAGAAGAAAUGGAAUCAGUUUUACAGUGAAACAUUGGGAAGGCCCACUACAUUAAUUGAGACAAUAGGCAAAGCAGAAAUGUGGCUCAUUAGAUCCUACUGGGACUUGGAAUUUCCUCGCCCAUCCUUACCAAAUGUUGACUAUGUUGGAGGUCUCCACUGCAAACCUGCUAAACCCUUGCCGAAGGAAAUGCAAGACUUUGUCCAGACCUCUGGAGAGCAUGGUGUCGUGGUAUUUUCUCUGGGGUCAAUGGUCAGCAACAUGUCAGAAGACAAAGCCAAUGCAAUCGCAUGGGCCCUUGCCCAGAUUCCACAAAAGGCUCUUUGGAGAUUUGAGGGCAAAACACCAGACACCUUAGGAUCCAAUACCAGAGUUUACAAAUGGCUUCCCCAGAAUGACCUUCUAGGCCAUCCAAAAACCAAAGCCUUUGUAACUCAUGGUGGAGCCAAUGGAAUCUAUGAGGCGAUCCAUUUUGGAAUCCCUAUGAUUGGCAUUCCUUUGUUUGGAGAGCAACAUGAUAACAUUGCCUACAUAGUGGCCAAAGGAGCAGCUAUUUCAUUAGAUUUCAGAACAAUGAAAAGGGCAGAUUUGCUCAAUGCACUGAAGGCGGUCAUAGAUAAUCCUUUCUAUAAGGAGAAUGCUAUGUGGUUGUCCACCAUUCAUCAUGACCAGCCCAUGAAACCGCUGGACAGAGUAAUAUUCUGGAUUGAGUUUGUCAUGCGCCACAAAGGGGCCAAGCACCUGAGGCCACUUGCACACAACCUCACCUGGUACCAGUACCACUCUCUGGAUGUGAUUGGAUUUCUACUGGCCUGUGUGGCAGCCAUAGCUUUCCUUUCCAUAAAAUCCUUCUUAUUCAUUUAUCGAAAGUUUGUAACAACAGGAAAGAAAAUGAAGAGCGAGUAGAGACGGCACAUGAACUACAUUUCAGCAUCGUUCCAGUUUAUGAACGGCCUUCUGAACAUUCACUGAUUACUCUAUCAAGGCAUAUCGUCAUUAGAGGGGAAGGAAGAAAUAAUGCAAUUAUAUUACAAUCUCACAAAAUAAAAGACAUAAUGAAAAAAAGUUGAGCAAAUGAUAAGGAACAACCUAGUAAGCAUAUUUCCUCUAUGGUAUCUUCUUCAGUCCUGCCUUGAACCCCUGGCCUACAUUUCCUCAGCAAUGGACAGGAAGCUAUGAGAUGAAAUAAACCUCUUCUUUCUAGAAUAAAAAUAAACAAAAAUGAAAAUUUGAAAACUAAGGAGAGGCCUGGGUAUGAUUCAGGGCAUGCAGCAUUAUGAUGAGCAAAUAUGUGGUGGAGAGGUGAGACAGAAAGGGAAGUGGGAGCAGUUUUUUCUCUGUGAGGAGAGGUGGGACUGUAGACUUGAAGACAAAAAGGAACGGCCUGGUGAAGGAGCCCUGUACUGCUAUCAGAAGCCAUGGUGUUAUCUGGACCUGUGCUGCUGCAGAAGGCCAUGGCUCUUCUGUAGCAGGGGUUCUGAAACAAUGUCCAUGCAAUGUGGACCUCCUUGGUCUGGGCUCCCAUUUGAGGCCAUGAUGUUGUCUGAGUAUGGUGCUGAGCUGAUCCAGCCCCUCACCAGCCACCACACAGUAGCAACGACAGUGAGAAAAGUGCAGAAAAGAUGUCCCUGUUCCUUGCCUGGCCAGUGUGGGAGAGCUGGCCCCGAUGGUGUGUUCAUGGGCGAACUAAACCCACCAAUUGCUGGCCACAGGACUAGGGUGAGCUAGCUCUGCAACUUGUCUGAGCAGCUAGGAAGAGUUAGCCCUAAACGAAGGUGUAGAUGAGCAUGGCCUCAUUAGUGUGGGAAAGCUGAUUCUUACCCAUCAUUUUGUCAGUGUCAGAAAGUUGGCGCUGGUGACAUGGGCUUGGAAUAGUUAGCCCUGAUUGUGUGUAUACAGAAAAGCCAGCCUCACCUGGGUAUCAUGGAGAGAUAGCAUCGGUGACCAACUCAGUUACCACUCAGGCCUGGUUCCAAGAUUUUGAGCUGGCCCACCCAACACAUACCACAUCUAUGAGCUGCUGGAGUUCAAGGUGCAGGUCCUGCAGAACCAAAGUUGCAGGAUCUCCAUGACACAGGGCAGCAACAGGAUAGCCCAGAGCAGCCGUGAUAGUGGAGCAGAGCCCAAAGGCCUUGAACCAGUCCAAUGACUCAUUGCAGUGAAAUUUUACAAGUAAAGCUAUUUAAAGAGUAUACCGUGGGAGACACUGCACAUUUUACCAUUAAACUUUUUUGUAACUUUAAUUUUCUAUUGUCUUUUGGGGAGGGAAGUUAUAAGGGUGGAAGGCAGAUCUGAAAGGCGUGAGAAAUGAGUGUGCCUGAGGUGUAUGAUAUGAAAUUCAAAGAAUCAAUAAAAAAUUGUGGAAAAAAAUUAAACAAGGAAAUAACCCUUAUUCUUUUAUGAAAUAAUAAUGUGAUAAAAAUUUAAGCAAGUAUGGAUCUCAUCCUCAAAGCCCUUUUCAUAUUUGUACGAGUUGUGGUUAUAGCUGGGUGUUGUAUAAUUACAUGUGUAUGAGGGAGAAAGUUCAACAAUUCAUUCAAAAAACAAUAACUGACAAAAUUCCUACAUCUUAUCAUAAUAUCCUACUGAUGAUUGCCUCAGAACAGGAAAGACAAGGUUAAGAAGACUUGAAUAAAAGAAUGAUAUUGUAUUGUAAACGA